Aureobasidium vineae is the source of this 3666-nucleotide messenger RNA. Lineage: Eukaryota; Fungi; Ascomycota; Dothideomycetes; Dothideales; Saccotheciaceae. The record is from the annotation of a GenBank genome assembly.
AUGGAUACCGACACCAACUCCAACUACCCAGAGUCCCCCACAGAGGAGGACGAGGUGUUUUUGUGCAAAGGCUGCGGCGAGGUAUCCGAUUGCAAUCAUUGCCGUGUGUCUACAGCUCGACUGACUCUCACGCUACGCAGNAUUCUAGAACAGGGCGAGCCUUUGAGCUUGGUAAGUCACACACAGCGUCGAGGGGUAGUGCACUUGCUGACAGAGACGUGUAUAGCUGGCCACCGAUGGCACCUUGGCUGCUUCCGAUGCCACUCGUGCGCCACCCUCCUCGACUCGGACGCAAACCUGCUGCUGCUGGGCGAUGGCUCUCUCAUCUGCAACAACUGCACAUACAGCUGCAGCUCCUGCGGCAACAAGAUCGAAGACCUCGCCAUCUUGACCGGCGACCAAGCCUUCUGCGCUACUUGCUUCAAGUGUCGCAACUGCAAGAGGAAGAUCGAAAACCUACGAUAUGCGCGUACCAGCCAGGGCAUCUUCUGCAUGAGCUGCCACGAGAGCUUGAUGGCCAGACGUCGGAAAAAGGCAAAGGCUUCGAAACAGUUGGCUGCUGCAGGGAGCAACCCCAUAGUGCUAGACAAGAGCCUGCCUGCGCUUCCACCAAACGCCGUCUCUCAGAGCGCCCUGCGAGAGCCUUCGCCUUCAGGCUCCUACUCCAGCGACCACCUCAGGGCCAGCCAUGACAGGAAGCGGGAUACAUCGCCCAUGUCUUUGUCUGAUGAUAGCAAGAGAGGCAGCAGCCGUCACUUGUCUCACAUGAGUGUCCCCUCGGACCAGACGCCAGACACUCUUACUCUGCCCGCGAGCACAUACAAGCAAGAGCGCGCUUCGACCAUGUCAUCUAACACCAUGACUUCCAUUUCUGAUGCCGACGACGGUUUCCUUCCCAUGGCCUACGACCCCAACCCUGCCCCUCCGCCUCUGCCACGUCGUGCAAACCCCGAAACCACGCCGAAGAUGUCCGACAACCUCUCUCCUCGAGGUGCCUUCUCCAAAUUCAACAAAGACCGACCGUCAUCGUCACGAUCGGUAUCGACCGAGCGCGAGAGCAUGCGCAGUCCUGGCGUUGGUCACGCCGACAAGAGCCGUCAACAGGGUCUUCGCAAUGUCUCGGGUAGCAGCACACCUGUCACUGCAUCAGCCGUCGCUUCGCCCUCGUCUCUUAAUAGCCAACAACGUCCUCGUCUGCCACAAGCAAACAGCGCUUCCUUCAAUCUGGCNACCCCAGAGCCUUUCAAACUCCAAGACGUGCCCCGCGAUCGUAGAGUGUCGCGCAACAGCCCGCUUGUCGGAAAGAACUCUCCCACCUCCUUGGAUACCCAGCAUCAAGCGAGGCACACUCCAACCGACUCGAACCUAUCCCUAUCGCCAGCCUCUAUAGAUACGCCCAGCUCGAGCAUCAAUCCUUUCGAUGACCCCAAGCUCCGCGAAGCUUCGUCUAGCGCCGGCCCACCAGCUGCAAAGCAUCCCGCCAGAGGUGAUUCCCUGCCACCAACCAUCGACAAGACACAAUCCUCAAGCGUCACCUCUCCCGAAUCUACGCCCGCUCUCAAACAGUCCGAUGCUGCUCACGAACGCAAACAGUCUUCAACCUCUGCCCAAUUCGUCGAUGCCCCAACUCACGCCCGUCCCGAGGCCGAGUCUCACAACACGGGUGAUAUGGGCAUACCGACUGCACCACCCAGAGCUGCCAAUCGUCCUUCUGCCCCAAGCAAGUCUGUUGCCAACGACGAUUUCAUAGCUCCUAGAAUUCCUCCUGCACCUCCUGCGACCGAACGCCCUCGUGCCGAGUCUGUCGGCAACACUCAACAUGAUCACAACCCCGCAGCCUCACCCAAAGGCUGGCGUACACACCUGCCGAAGCAUAGUGCUGGGGAAGCAUUCUCUAUGGAAGAAGAAAUGUCCCGAAUCUUGAGAGGUGAAGAGCAGAAGAGAAAGGAGAAUGAGCAUGCCGGCGUCCUUCGUCGUGUUUCGAACGCAGUGAAGCAUGGCAGAAGCUUCAGCGACAAAUCAAUACCCCUUCAAAAGACACCCACCAUCAGUUCGGCAGACAUCAGCAGCCCUAUCCUCAUUACCAGCCCGAUCUCUUCGCCUGGUCAGAUGGACGUCGCAUCUUUGAGGUCGCAAUUGCGUCGUGCCCAGCAAAAGAUUGCAGAGCUGGAAGCCGAUAAGCUCGGUCUCGAGGAGAAGAUGGACACAUCGGCCGAUAUCAAGCAGGUCAACACUGAACUGCGUGAGAAGCGCUCAACCAUGGCAUUCCUCGACACUCAGCGUGAGAUGGUAGUCCGUGAACUAGAGAUUAUGACCGAGCACCUGACCAGAGCCAAAGAAAGCAACAAGCCUUUGGACAUCAGUCAACUCAAGUCUGAGAUUCUACAGGACUUCGCACACUCUUUGCAAAAGUUGAAAGACAAUCUUGGCUCUCAGAUCGAAGACCUUGUGCACAAGAGAAACGAGCUCACAGACGACAUCUCAAACCUAAUUCAAGUCAAGGACAAGGGCCUGCAGGAGUUCGAAUCUCUGUCUUCGAAGAACCUUCAGCUGGCCGAGUUGAACAAUCAGCUCGUCAGCGGUAUUCAAGAGAUGUACAAGUCCUCAAACGUAAAGAAUGUCAACAUCGAGCGGUCACCCCUCACUAACGGUCUGGGUAUCUACAACGGAUCGAACAGAGGCGACAUGGCCUCGCUUCAUUCCGCAUCGUUGCAAGAAUCUACCAGUCUGCACGACCUCCUACCACAUGCAGCGGAUGCAGAACCAGCCACCGUCCUCACAGCGCCACAGGUGGUCAAUAUCCGCAAAGGACAACCCAAGAAGUUCAACUGGAAGAAGGGCUCAUCCGGUCUUGCUAAGAACGUCACCAAAGGCAUCAAAGGUGCAUUCGCCGGCAACAACGAUCGUGGAGUUCCCAUCAAGGCCGACGGUACCUACGACAUCACCGGUAUGCCAUACUCGCAGAUGCAAGCAGGCCCUGGUGCAGUCAUGGGUGAUCAACCCCUGCAGAGAGCCGGUGAUGCAAAGGGCUUCGGCUUCUUUGGGCAAAAGAACGGUCUCAAGCCAGGGGUCCAGGGUGCUCAUGGAAAGAACGGCAGCAGCUCCAACCUACUUGCCGAGAGUCCUUCUGGUGAGUCUUUGACGAAUAUCUCAUUGCCUAAUCAAUACACUAACGAAUCUUUAGUACUGUUCGGAUCUGAUCUCCGUGAGCGUUGCGACUAUGAGAAACGUGUUCUACCCUCGAUUGUUACGCACUGCGUCGAAGAGGUUGAGAAGCGUGGUAUGGAUAUGGAAGGCAUCUACAGAAAAUCUGGCGGCAGCGGUCAGGUCAAACUUAUUCAGCAAGGCUUCGAAAGAGACGGCACCUACGACAUUGCUGACCCGGAUCUUGACAUCCAUGCUGUCACUAGCGCGCUGAAGCAAUACUUCCGCAAGCUACCGAACCCGCUCAUCACGUACGAGGCCUAUGACCCAUUGCUCGAAGCGGCCCAGAUCACGGACAAGGAAAAGCAGAUUGCCGCCAUCAAGGCUGCAUUAGAGGCUAUGCCACAAGCUCAUCACGACGUGUUGGAGUAUUUGGUACAGCAUCUAUGCCGCGUAGUCAAGCAGGAGUCGGAGAAUUUGGUAAAACAUUUCCUUCCACCAAAUCAUGGCCUCAAGAACUGA